Messenger RNA from Nothoprocta perdicaria, 1122 nucleotides. RefSeq names its product START domain-containing protein 10-like. Gene Ontology annotation, molecular function: lipid binding. Bases 1 to 828 code for a protein of 275 amino acids. Lineage: Eukaryota; Metazoa; Chordata; Aves; Tinamiformes; Tinamidae. The transcript is spliced from 7 exons. The record is from RefSeq and is a predicted model, not a curated record.
AUGGCGUGCGCCCACCCGAGGCGCUUCGGCCAAUGGCCCGCGCGCGUCCCGGACGCCGCCGCCUUCGGCGCCUUCCGCCGCCAGUGCGAGGCCGACGGCGGCUGGCAGAGCUGCUACGGGCGCGACGGGCUCGCCGUGUGCGUGCAGGCGCCGCCGCCGGGCUCCGGCGUGCACCGCCUCAAGUGCCGCAUCGACAUCCCGGACGUGGCGGCCGAGACGGUCUACGACGUGCUGCACGACGGCGAGUACCGGCGCAGCUGGGACACCAACGUCCUCGACACGCACGACAUCGCCCGCGUGGCCGCCAACGCCGACGUGGGCUACUACGCCUGGCGGUGCCCGAAGCCCUUGAAGAACAGGGACGUGGUGACGCUGCGGUCCUGGCACGUUCAGGACGGCUAUCACGCCAUCAUCAACUUCUCCGUCAAGCACCCGAAAUACCCUCCGCGCAAGGAUCUGGUGAGGGCAGUGUCUCUCCUCACGGGCUACCUGGUGCACUCAACCGGGCCCAGCAGCUGCCGCCUGACCUACCUGGCCCAGGUGGAUCCCAAAGGGUCGUUGCCGAAGUGGGUUGUAAAUAAAGCCUCCCAGUACCUGGCACCAAUGAUGUUGAAGAAGCUGCACAAGGCCUGUGUGAGGUAUCCCGCGUGGAAGCAGCAGCACGACGCGAGCAGGAAGCCCUGGCUGUACCCCGAGCAGAACACGCUGCCCGCGCUGGCGCUCUCGGAGCUGGUGCUGCAGCGCGCGGCCUCGCUCGAGAACAUCGACGAGAGCGGCCUGUCCGAGGUGAAGGAUGACAGGGGCGACCACAGCGGCUCGGAGAACUGAUGCUGCUCCCACCGCCGGGAUAAGGAAGGAAGGAAGAGAGGGAGGAACACUACGUGAUGCUGCUCGGGUUCACCUGCGUGCCUUAUGUUAAAAGGAGGGGUAGGGGGGAUUGAUUUUUUUUUUUCCUUUUUUUUUAAAAAGGAACAUGGGGUGGCAGUUUUUUCCUCUCACGAUGUGAGCUCUUGUGCUCAGGGAAAGCAGCAGUUGUACGAUACCCUUCUCAGGUGUAAUCUGCUGGUGCCUUAACACAAUACAGCUUGUUCUGGGGUUGUUGCUGUUGCUCCAAAAGGUCAA